Messenger RNA from Chinchilla lanigera (long-tailed chinchilla), 3920 nucleotides. RefSeq names its product solute carrier family 24 (sodium/potassium/calcium exchanger), member 2 (gene Slc24a2). NCBI's taxonomy places the organism in Eukaryota, Metazoa, Chordata, Mammalia, Rodentia, Chinchillidae. The record is from RefSeq and is a predicted model, not a curated record. Gene Ontology annotation, molecular function: calcium, potassium:sodium antiporter activity; calcium channel activity. Gene Ontology annotation, biological process: intracellular calcium ion homeostasis; calcium ion transmembrane transport; long-term synaptic depression. Gene Ontology annotation, cellular component: membrane.
CAUAAAUGAUGAAAAUUUCCCUUGAAGCCUGAGAAGCCCUGGUCCUGGAGGUGCCCACAGACUCUGAACUGUAACGUACGGAAGAGCAUGACCGAGCUGUCCACUUUCGUCUGAACUCUGAAGACCACUAUGUCCCCCACAACGCCCAGGAUGGACCUGCACCAAAGCACCGCCAUCGGCCUCCUGGAGGGAUGGUGCUCCGCAGCGACGCUGCCUGGCGGCAGGAGACAGCGUGCCGUGAGGAAAAGACUGAAGUUAAUUCGAAUCUUAGGCCUCUUCCUGGGCCUCGUGGCCGUGAGCGCUGUCCCGUUCCCAGUCAGCGCCUUUUCUGAGACAGACACGCAGAGCGCAGGAGAGGCCGGGGUGGGCAGUGGCCCCGGUGCAGCGCACAGUUUCCCUCAGAGGACACUCUUAGACUUAAAGGACAAGACUUGGGAUUACACUUCGCAGCCACCCCUUUCUCAGGAAGGCAAAUCUGAGAACAGUACAGAUCACGCCCAAGGAGACUACCCUAAAGAUAUCUUUUCCCUUGAGGAGCGAAGAAGAGGCGCCAUUAUUCUCCAUGUCAUAGGAAUGAUCUACAUGUUCAUAGCCUUAGCCAUCGUGUGUGAUGAGUUCUUCGUUCCUUCUCUGACCGUCAUCACUGAAAAACUCGGCAUCUCCGACGACGUGGCUGGAGCGACCUUCAUGGCUGCGGGGGGCUCAGCCCCAGAGCUGUUCACGUCCCUCAUAGGGGUGUUCAUUGCUCACAGCAACGUGGGCAUAGGCACAAUCGUGGGUUCCGCAGUGUUCAACAUCCUUUUCGUGAUUGGCAUGUGUGCUCUGUUUUCCAGAGAGAUCUUAAACCUGACGUGGUGGCCACUCUUUCGGGAUGUGUCCUUCUACAUCGUUGACUUGAUCAUGCUGAUUAUAUUUUUCCUGGAUAAUGUUAUCAUGUGGUGGGAAAGCAUGCUUCUCCUAACAGCCUACGUUGGCUAUGUGAUUUUCAUGAAAUUCAACGUUCAGGUAGAAAGGUGGGCGAAGCAGGUGAUAAGUCGCAACAAAGCCGUCAAGGUGGCAGCACCCGAAGUUCAACCAAAGUCUUCUACAGCCGGAGACAAGGAUGAACCAGCUCUGCCGGCUAAGCCGCGCCUCCAGAGGGGCGGAAGUUCUGCCUCCCUGCACAACAGUCUCAUGAGGAACAGCAUCUUCCAGCUUAUGAUCCACACUCUGGACCCGCUUGCUGAAGAACUUGGAUCAUAUGGAAAGCUAAAAUAUUAUGACACAAUGACUGAAGAAGGGAGGUUCAGAGAAAAGGCUUCAAUUCUACACAAGAUCGCCAAGAAGAAAUGCCAAGUGGACGAGAACGAGCGGCAGAACGGCGCUGCCAAUCAUGUCGAAAAAAUCGAACUCCCGAACAGCACGAGCACAGAAGUUGAAAUGACACCGUCCAGCGAGGCUUCGGAACCUGUACAGAAUGGAAAUCUUUCCCACAGCAUUGAAGCAGCAGAGACCCAGCAGGCCACAGAGACAGCUGAGGAGGACGACGACCAGCCCCUCAGCCUGGCUUGGCCUUCCAACACCCGCAAGCAGGUCACAUUCCUGAUCGUCCUCCCCAUAGUGUUUCCUCUCUGGAUCACCUUACCUGAUGUUCGCAAGCCUUCAUCGAGGAAGUUUUUUCCGAUCACGUUCUUUGGUUCCAUCACUUGGAUUGCAGUAUUCUCUUACCUGAUGGUCUGGUGGGCACACCAGGUUGGCGAGACCAUUGGCAUCAGUGAAGAGAUCAUGGGUCUGACCAUCCUGGCUGCCGGGACCUCCAUCCCUGACCUUAUUACCAGUGUCAUAGUAGCCCGGAAGGGGUUGGGGGACAUGGCCGUGUCCAGCUCUGUUGGAAGCAACAUUUUCGACAUCACUGUAGGGCUGCCGCUGCCCUGGCUCCUGUACACCGUCAUCCACAGGCUCCAGCCCGUGGCUGUCAGCAGCAAUGGCCUCUUCUGCGCCAUCGUCCUCCUGUUCAUCAUGCUGCUCUUCGUCAUCCUCUCCAUCGCCCUCUGCAAAUGGCGGAUGAACAAAGUGCUGGGCUUCAUCAUGUUCGGCCUGUACUUUGUGUUCCUGGUGGUCAGCGUCCUCCUCGAAGACAGAAUUCUCGUGUGCCCCGUCUCCAUCUAGCAGAGAAGCCCUGUCUUGAACCAACAGCAUGGACGGCCCCUCCCUCUCCAGGCGCUGGGCUCUUUGACCGCUUGAGGAGAAGCAGCUGGCACAGAGCCCUGGGUGCCAGGCACCCCUCUCGGGUGGACUGGAGGAGGGACGGACUCACCCCGCCUGCUGAAAUGACUCUGUGCAAGACACACAGGGAACCACCAGUCGGGGGCUUCUCCCACUCACCACUGACAGGUACUCCUCGCUGGUCGGAGGUACAUCCAUUGCAGUGAUGCGAACAAGGUCCGAGUCUACAGACACACAUAAGAUAUACAUGGUAUACAUAGACACACGUGAGCACACAAGUCCUGCCUGCUCCUGUACUAUGCCUCUCCUUCCAUCCCUAUAGAUUAAUAUAUAACUGUACACAAAGAAAGAGAACUAUAUAUAAAAUUAUAUAUAUAUAUAUAAGUACAAAUGCAUCUUUUCAGGGAUAGCUCUAGUAUAUUUAUAGUACCUAUUUGACAAGGGGCAUCAACCUUCAGUCUGGGCUUUACCUCAUAAUUGGAAGAGGUGAAAUCACGAUAUCAACAAAUAGAGGUGGCACUGCUAUGACCUUUGGCCUACCUUGGACUUUACUGGGAUCCUGCCUAGUAAGGUGGGUGGUUUAGGGAAAUAGUUUGCGGGGAGGAGGGCUUAGUAGAGAGACUAUAGGGACCCUGAGUUGAGCCCUCCAAAAUGUUCCCACAAGCCAAACAGGGAAGACUAUCUGCCCCCACGCACACACUGGGGUGCGCUGACUCGACCCCCUCACCAGUAUUUAGGACAGACAGAGGUAAAACCCAGACUGGAUUGAUAUUAGUUUGGGGAGGUGGCGAUGAGGAUUGGGUUGUUUUGGUUUUUUUCAUAUAUUGCCCCAGCAUGCAAGCAGAAAAUAUGACUGCAAACCAAAUUAGUGCUUUUCUAGGACAGCAAAAUUAUAUAAACUGGACCUAUAUUGUUCCAACACAUAUCCCAUUGUCAUCAAAAGGAGGGCGGUUUUAGCUGGGACAUCCUUUAGGUGUGUUUUGAAGCUAAGGGCUCACGUUUAGCCCAGCGCCUGCCAGAAGAGCCUAGAGGUGUGAGACGAACACCAUCCAGGUGAGGUGCUCAGCCAGACCUACAGGGAAUGUGGGAGCAGCUCCAUAAAGCAUUUUCCAGUGUGGUCAUCAAGGGCUUCCGUGUCUAAGAAUCAUUAUCCCCAAUAGAUCUAAAUUAGCUGUAAUCCGUACUGCUUGGAUGGAGACCGUUUAGAGAUGUCUGCAAAGACAGUCCUUGGUGCACCCGAAGGUUUCUGAGUCCUGCUGAAGGAUUUGGUUAGAGCCCAAGCAACACCUGUGUCUCUCCUCCCGUGAGAAGCCUAGCUGGGACACGCUGUGCUUUUAGAGUCCCCUAAAGACUGUAUUCCAUAGCUUCAUUGUACUGGUUUCAAGCCAACUACCCCAAAGUUUUGAUUUCUUAAUUUUGCUCGGCUUUACAUGGGACCUUCUCAUUCAGUGCCCUCAAGUUCUAUUUGACACUUUGCAUUAUUUCUCAGGUCUACUUCAGUGGAAAAUAAAACUGGAAGGGCAUGGGGGGAACAAACUAAAUUGAUGAAAUAAUAUGUAAAACCUUUCAUUUCUCCCAAAUGAACAGAGGAUGACCCACGGCUGCACACCCACCCGCAUCUAAGUGGGCACCUACCACACACACACGUGUGGGGGCUUCACCAGUGUGUCCACGCCUCCAGUCAGCUCUGCCUGCUCUGAUUGUGUGACGAGCAC